CUCUCAUUGACAGUCUAUAUUGUGAAGCAGAACAAAGUUGAAAAACUGGACCGAAAUCGGCUUGUGAAUCGAUGAGUAAAGUCGGGUAGAUAACUGGAUUGGAUAAACAGAUUAAUGAAUAUUUUACUCGGGAAUUUUGUCAUCAGGCAACAGGUUAGAUGGCCAAUUGUAGCGAGGACUUCCCGUACACAUCAAUCCUCUACCCAGAGUUGGAGAAUGAGACGUCCGUUAUUGUCAUCGGUGUUAUCGCACUCAUCCUGUGUAUCCUGACCCUUGUGAACUACGGGGAAGAGUUAUGGUUCAUGUGCAGAGUUUACUCCCUUACUCCUAACAGAAAUUAUGUCAUCCUUAUCCUGACAAUUUUCCCGAUCCUCUCUUUAUGCUGUGUACUGGGUCUCCUUGUUCCGAGGUCAACCCUCUUAAUGGAACUCAUCACCUCCACGUUGCGGGCCAUCAGUAUUCUGGUGUACAUAAGGAUUUUGAUGGGAUAUUUUGGGGACGAGGAUAAAUUAGUGACUGACAUGUCAGAUGAAGCCAUGACUUUCCGAACUCCACCAUGUUGCUGCUGUUGUGUUUGUAUGAAUGGCUCGAAAAUAAGCAGUGGUAUCCUGAGGACGAUCAAACUACUCUGUGUACAGAUGGUUGUCGUCCGCCCUCUCACAAUGCUGAUCCUAGUCCUACUGUGGAUAGACAACAAGUUUAAACUGACAGAUGUGAUGAGUACCUCCAACCCUGGCACCUACUUUCAAUUCAUCAACAUUAUAAGUUUAUUGCUUUCAAUGUGGGGAGCAAUUGCGCUGACACGAUUCGUAGAACCGAAGCUGAAGGAAUGUAGGAUCCGCCUAAAGUUUCUCUCGGUGCAGCUCGCUAUGGUUUUCUCGGACGCUCAAAGGGCUCUACUUACUUUCCUGGCUUCUCGUGACGUUUUUGAUUGUGUGAAGACACGUGGUCCUAUGGUCCAAGCUUAUCGGUAUCACUAUGGACUGUUAGUGCUGGAGACAUUUUUGUUAUCACUCUUGGCUAGGUACGCCUACAGAUACCAGGAUCCGCCGUACCAGUAUGAUGAGCUGGGUAAAGAAAAAAGUGAGAUGAGAUCCGUCCCUUCUUCUAGAACCAACUUAAAGUUGACAUAAUUGCGUUUCAUUAAUGGCACAAAUCCCCUGCAGCUGACUUUAAAAUUGACAUUUCUGAUGUUACUCGGACACUAUUUUUUUUUAACAUGUAUAUAUUUUUGUUGUUUUUUUCUACUUCUAUAGAUCGAUCCAGGGUAAAUUCUGCUGAAUACUCAUAGACUUUUCUAACAUUACUCUUUGUACACACCUGAAGAGAUUGAUGCUUAUCUAUUACUGAAUAUUUCCAUCAACAAGUGAAUACAGUAUUAUCACAUUGACUUAAGAAUGGCAUUGCUUAAUAUAAAUCUUCUCCAUUUAAACGUGCUUUACUGGAAUUGCUUGAUUUUGAAGUUUCCAGGAAAAACGAAAUAAAUUCUAGUCGACUGUAGAUAUUAGAACUUCUUGUCUUUUACUUUGCUUGGAA
Saccostrea echinata is the source of this 1536-nucleotide messenger RNA. Its product is annotated as organic solute transporter subunit alpha-like. The transcript has 7 exons. Bases 159 to 1133 code for a protein of 324 amino acids. Gene Ontology annotation, biological process: transport. Gene Ontology annotation, molecular function: transporter activity. The record is from RefSeq and is a predicted model, not a curated record. NCBI's taxonomy places the organism in Eukaryota, Metazoa, Mollusca, Bivalvia, Ostreida, Ostreidae.